Molecule: messenger RNA, 645 nt
Organism: Parnassius mnemosyne (clouded apollo)
Lineage: Eukaryota; Metazoa; Arthropoda; Insecta; Lepidoptera; Papilionidae
Source: the annotation of a GenBank genome assembly
AUGGAAGUGCAAUCGGAACCUUUAGAUUUAUCAACGAAAAAUGGCGGCAAAAUGUCAACAAUUUUAGAUUUAAAAUUCCUCGCGGGCUUGAACGACCACUUGGUCAAACUUUAUGAAAGAGCUCACUUCGCGGAUAGCUGCGAGAAGUCAACAAAUUGUUUUUCUCAGCGAGGCGGUGUCAAGAAUGUAUUACCCUGUCAAGUUUGUUUCAAAACUUUUGACAGGCCAUCACUAUUAAAGCGACAUAUGCGCACCCAUACAGGCGAGAAACCGCACGUGUGCAGCGUUUGCAGCAAGGGUUUCAGCACGUCAAGUUCACUGAACACGCAUAGGAGAAUACACACAGGUGAAAAGCCACACAAAUGUCCGGAGUGCGGGAAAUGCUUUACGGCCAGCUCCAAUCUGUACUAUCAUCGCAUGACGCAUACCAAAAACAAGCCGCACAAGUGCGGGCGCUGCCCGCGCUCGUUCCCCACGCCCGGCGAGCUGCGCGCGCACGCCGCGGCGCACGCCGGCCUCGCCAGACCGCUCGCGCGACAACUCGCCGGACAACUUGCCACACAAAUCGUUAGCACCAGUUUAUACCCAUUUGGUGUAGCGCCUGCUUUAUCCAAGCGCCAAAUUAAUGCCGCUAAUUAUAUUUAG